This is a messenger RNA of Drosophila biarmipes, 349 nucleotides long. RefSeq lists its product as uncharacterized. The coding region runs from base 16 to 339 and encodes 107 amino acids. The transcript has 2 exons. The record is from RefSeq and is a predicted model, not a curated record. Lineage: Eukaryota; Metazoa; Arthropoda; Insecta; Diptera; Drosophilidae.
AUAUUUGAAAAAACCAUGCGGGUUCUGGAAAAGAAAAAACUCCUAGAAAGCCUAAUACUUCGAAUGAUAGGUUACACGGCAGGAAAUCUGGAGAACUUUCAGAACCUGCGCAGCCUUAGCCUGUAUGUGCCAAUGGAAGCCGAUGAUCUGACGGAAUGUAUUAAAUCGAACCCGAAUCUAAAAGAACUCGUCUUCACAAGCACAGAUAUGCACGGCAAACUGGCGGAUAUAACACCAUACUGCAGAAGUCUAGAAACACUGGAAAUUCAAAUGAAACCGGAAACGGAUGCCAGCGAGUACGCACCACUUGCCAGUUUGACGAAGCUAAAGACGUUCUAAAUUUUCGGAA